AGUGUGCAUGAGCUAAUUUAACCAUGGAUCCAAGAAUCUCCUUCUCCAAUGAUUUUGUUGUUAGCCAACAACAAGCAACCAAACAUGAAAACAUAUACAGAGAAGCUCCUAUCUCCUCGGAUUUCGAAUUCUCAGUCAAAAACUAUUCCAUGAUAUCAGCAGAUCAAGUCUUUUUUAAGGGCAUGUUGUUGCCUAUGGGUAAUGAAUGCUCCAAGAAGGUGACUUUAAGAGAUGAGCUACUUAAUGAUGAUGAUUCACCGAAAUGGUCAAAGAGUUUAAGCCGGUGGAAGGAACGAUUAGGCCUAAAGAGAGGCUCGUCUAAGAAAGAUAAGAAUAAGAAUGAUCAUGAUCAUGGUUUUCUGCAAAGAUCUGUAGUUAACCAAAAAGUGUCUGGUUUUGGACAAGGGGAAACAACUGUUAACAAAGACAAUAUGGAAUUGUUGUAUGAAGGAGGUGUAAGUUUCAAAGGUAAGUGAAAUCAAGAAGAACAACAUCGUUUGUCUACUAGAAUUUUAGCUGACUUACUAUUGAGCAAGUUAAAUUUAACCAAUGUAUUAGAAAGAAGUAUUAUUAUCUUUGUACAAAAAAUUGUAGUUGAUUAUGUGAUGCAUCAAGUAGUGGUGGCUUUUGUUUAGAGAUAGAGUGACUAUAGCUAGUUGUUAAUUGUUUCUGCAGGUUGUGAAAGUAUCUCCAUCUUGUUCUUCUAAUUAAGAAAGUUGAUUAUCAUUA
This is a messenger RNA of Lathyrus oleraceus (garden pea), 729 nucleotides long. RefSeq lists its product as uncharacterized. The transcript is spliced from 2 exons. Bases 24 to 476 code for a protein of 150 amino acids. The record is from RefSeq and is a predicted model, not a curated record. Lineage: Eukaryota; Viridiplantae; Streptophyta; Magnoliopsida; Fabales; Fabaceae.